AUGGCUAGUACACCUCGCAUUGUCUUUCUGGUCGCCGUUAUUAUUCCCUUACUCCUCCUUCUCUCCUCUCUUCCUUCCGCCGAGCCUGCUCGGGAAAGGACCGGGGGAAGAGGCGGAGGGAGGGGCGCGGGGAGAACCGGCUUGCGUCCCGAUCCGCGCUCGCGGAGGGGGGAAUCGCGAGUUUCCGCGUCACGAUCCAUCUCCCCCGCCGCUUCCCGCCGUUCCGCCUCCGCCUAUUCCGCCACGCUCUCCGCCUCCGCCUCUUCCGCUUCCGCCUCCGCCGCAGCGUCCGCGGAGAAACCCGCGGGCUGCAGCUGCUACACCGUCCGCAACUCGUUCUGCUGCUGGCAGUCGCUCUGCGUCUGCCACAACGUGUGCUACAACGGAUCCGCUCUUGUCGGGGAUUUCGGGUCGCAGCCCUGCAUCCGCGCGCCGCUCCCGGAGGCGGCGGAGAACGGCGCUGGAAACGAGACUGCCCGCGAAAAGCGGCGGCGGCAGCGGCUGCUGCAGGAGGAAAACCCUCUCGUGCCGGUGACGUGUCGCCGAUUGGAUAAAUUCCGCCGGAUUUUACGGAUCACCUUAAAGGAGGCGCCGAUAGACGGGAUUGGACAGCGCGACAAGGGGUGGCGCAAGGGGAGAGAGCGCAUAGAGUGGCGGAAAGGCAUGACGUACCUCCAGCCUCUUGACGCGGAUUGCCUCAACAUUGCCUCAUUCUUCGGCAAAGUGGGUCAGCUUCUUCUAAUCAACAACGCUUCUAAGCCAGCCUUACCCCACCCAGUGGAUCGCUUCAUGUUCCCACGCGCCCCCCAGCUGCUGCAAGCCGUGCAAGCAGCGGGCAAGGACAGCUGGCACGUGGUGGUGUUGCGGCAGCUGCUGGGGCUGGCAGUGGCACCGAUGCUGGGAGAAACGGCUCUGAAAAAGGCCAGCAUGGCCGCAAGAAGGUUUCUAGGCACAGAGUCUCUUGCCGGAGGGCUGGUUGAAUUCGAGCCAGCAUUUGAAGCAGCCUCGGAAACCCGGCCUCUGUGCUUCGCAAAGGUGGUCAUCCCGGGGAAACUUAAAGCCAUAACCUACCCAGGUGGCCCUUCAGAAGCCGAGAUGUUUAAAGCCCACCUUGGGUCGUCCCUCGGGCUGCCCAAUCCGCCAUUGCCACUUGGCGACAGCCCCAGUGCCCGCGCCAAGCCACGCGUGCAGCUACUAUUCAUUCGGAGGAACAGGACGAACGUGGGCGGGCGGAGAAUUCUUGAUGAUGAGAGUGACGGAGCACUGUACGAUCUCUUUUAUGACAUGGGCUUUAAGAUUCGCCGGGCGGAUUUCACGCGCCUGUCCUUCCGCCAGCAGUACGAAGCGGUUCUCAACGCAGAGGUCAUCGUGGGGGUGCAUGGAGCCGGCCUCACAAGCGCCGCCGCUUUUGCUCGAAACCGCUCCGUCGUUUUGGAGAUAAUGCCGCAUAACACAUUCAACCCGCGGUAUUAUUUCAUGGCGGUCCAGGCUGGCGUGAGUUAUUUUCUGCACCAGCUGCGGCCAGGUGCCAAGCAGCCAUUGGACGAGGAGUUUGAGACGCUGACGGUGCGGAAGUGCUCCAGUGUUCCCGAUUGUCGUAAAUAUUUUUACGAGGAUCGGCUGGUGAAUGUGACUAAGGAGGAUUUGGAGGAUUUGAAGGUGCUUUUGGGGGAGGCCCGGACGUUUGUGCGUCAGGCUCGGUGGAAUCUGAAUUGGGCAGGAAAGCGGCUGAGGACACGGUACGAGACACUGUGCUCUGCGGGGAAGGCGAGGGAUAUUGGAUGCCGCAUGGAUUUGAUUCGUUCGCCAGUGGCCGAUGUGAAGACGGAAUGUGUGAUGAAGAUGGACUGCUUGACCGUUAAGCCUAUGUUGGCGGACGACCUGGACGACAUCAUGUAG
Messenger RNA from Closterium sp. Naga37s-1, 1899 nucleotides. The record is from the annotation of a GenBank genome assembly. Lineage: Eukaryota; Viridiplantae; Streptophyta; Zygnematophyceae; Desmidiales; Closteriaceae.